Messenger RNA from Ruditapes philippinarum (Manila clam), 2041 nucleotides. RefSeq lists its product as uncharacterized. The transcript has 6 exons. Lineage: Eukaryota; Metazoa; Mollusca; Bivalvia; Venerida; Veneridae. The record is from RefSeq and is a predicted model, not a curated record. The coding region runs from base 321 to 1370 and encodes 349 amino acids.
GAUAAAACUCAGGUUUUACAACAGGUAGAGGGGAUUCAUCAAACACUAAUCAGUACGGAAACAGAUAUCCAAGCAAUUCGAGACAAACGGUCACUAACAGAAGAGUAUACACGGGUUCUGGAGCAAACCAACAAUAUAACAGAUACAAUACUGGUACAAGUGGAACAACUUCCCAGCGUUCUAGAACAGAAGUAAGGGGUGCACCUUACAAUGGGCCUAGAUAUGUUGACAGCAAUGGUCAUUACGUUGAUGCACACGGACGCCAUUUAGACUCAACCGGUCGUUAUUAUGAUGUAAGUGGACGCUACAAUGAUGCCACAAUGACAAGCAUGCAGACAUACCAGCAUGUCUAUUCCGGAAGCAACGGAGGUUUACCUUCUUCGGGAACUAACUCGGGUUACUAUAACAACAAUAGAAGAUAUACUAGUGGGACAAGUUCCAGCAAUGGGUAUUACGACAGUUCGGGGAGGUUUAUACCUUACCAGAGUGGAACAUAUGGCAAUAAUCAAGGUGGUAGUUAUGUAGACGCCGCCGAUAGAAGCAGACCUGUAAAUAGUUAUGGUGGAACACAGUUCUAUAGCGGUGGCAGUAGCUACCAGACGACUUAUGACCCCAUUACAUCACAAAUAUCUUCUGAUCCUACUUGUACAGCCAUGAACGUCCGUGUCACUAUCAACGGACUAUCGUGCACGAACGCUGUAGCACAGCUCGGACCUUACGUCUGUUACAAUUAUGAAAGAGUGUCCACUGAAUGUUGCGAACGGUGUUUACAAGUGAAAAAUUCCGAGAAUACUGGAUGUGAAUAUGGUGACAGAUCACAACAAUGUCGAGAUAUUAAUCCGUAUGAUUGUUACAAUGAAAGAAACAGGCAGGUAUGCUGUGAUAGAUGUCGAAUAUUUAGAGAACAAAGAGCUCAAUCUAGUACAGUUGGUUGUGAGUACUGGGAUAUGACACCACGUUGUGAAAUGAUUAUACAAAAACCACAUCUGUGUUACCAGCCAGAAAAUCAAAGGGUUUGUUGUCAUACUUGUCCUAGGCUGGAAAAUAGACAGGAGCCAGAAUGUAGAUGGGGCAAUCAGAGUCCAGACAUGUGUAGACCAUACAGCGCUGACGGAAAACUGAGGAUAGAUUGUUACAUUCGAGAAGUCCAAGAAAUUUGUUGCGCUUCUUGUAAAAGCCUCAGGCAAAGAAUUAGAGAAAAUAUUCCCGGUUGUGAGUACGGGGAUUCUCCCGUGUUGUUCUACAGUGGGGGAGAGGCGUUGGACUGCCCUGCAUACAUCAGCCAGUAUGGCCUGGACAAUUGCGAUGAUCCAGAAAUUUCAAGGAAGUGUUGUUAUACUUGUUACAGAUAUAGACAAGCUCGGGGUUAAACACUGGAAAGUUUACCUGACACAUGCGUGCCUCACAAUAUCAAUGACACGAGACAAUGUAUACGUGUUAAUAAUAGGAGAAUCAAAUAAAAACAAAAAACAAAAUGGAUAUGGAAGUGCUUUAAUCGUCAUUUUACUUUGAUUUAAGAUUUUAGGUUGAUAUAUAUUAUCUCUUUAAUUGCAAAAAAAAGAUAAUAUAUAAGAGCGUUGUCUGACUGACUCUUAAAUCAUUCUUGAAAUCUGGUUUAUUAUUGGGUAUCCCGUGACGUUAUGCACGUGACCAUGUUUUUAGUAAAUUUAUUAUUAUCGAGGCAAUGUUGCAUAAAGCUUUCAUUAUUUGUAUACAUCAAUAUUGACAAGGGGUGUCGAAAAUUCAUUUAUGGAAGCAUUCUGUUAAUCGCAUCUUGAGUAUUUACAAAGGCAAAUUGUGAGCACUCGAGACACCAUUUUCUCAACUUGAAAGCUCUAAGCAAUUACGUACAGAUACCCACACUUAUUUUAUACUUUUAGCGCAAUAAAAAAGCAAAAAUGUAAUAAUUAAUUACUUGCGCAACCCUUGUACCACUGAGUAAUGAAAACGGUAUCGUGUUCGACUAAUAUUAAAUAAAUUCUUGCUUAUUCCAUUUGUUAUGUAUGAUGUUGCUUAAUAAAACAAAUUCAUCUAGCCAUUA